UCCUCAGUUCUUGUCGAAGAAGAAACUCUUCGUGACUACAAGGCGGAAAGGGUUUUUCCUGUCAAAAUCGAUCAAGCUUUCAACGACCGGUAUCGAGUCAUCAGUAAACUGGGAUAUGGAUCGGCGUCAACUGUGUGGCUUUGCCGCGAUCUUCUUGAAACCAAUAAAUAUGUCGCUUUGAAGGUUUAUGUUAACAGCUCGAAAGAACAUCGUGAGCUUCCGGUCUACGAGCAUAUCCAAGCACUAUCUUCCGACCAUAAUGGUCGCCACCGCAUCAGGAGACUUCUUGACUCUUUCGAAGUUCAGGGUCCUCAUGGCAGACAUAUUUGCCUUGUUCACGAACCACUUGGGAUCAGCUUCGAUGAAUUGAGAGAUUUCACAGCUGGCAGAGUGUUCGACGAGGACUUGAUACGGCAGACCUUUCGUCCCAUAUUGGAAGGAUUCGAUUUCUUGCACAGGGAAGCCAAGGUGAUCCAUACAGAUUUCCAACCCAACAAUGUGCUCAUAGGCAUCCAAGACAAUUCGGUGCUGGACAAGUUUGCGAAAAUGGCAAACGAAAACCCUGUGCUAAGGAAGGAACUCUCGAAUCGUAUUAUCUAUGUUUCUCAGCCGAUGCCGUUGACCAAAGGACUACCGUCCUUAUCCGAUUUCAGCGAAGCACGAUUCGGAACCUGUACGCAGAGUGGUCUCAUCAUGCCAAAUGUGUAUCGUGCGCCCGAAGUCAUCUUAGACAUGGAAUGGAGUUAUGCCGUGGACAUUUGGAGCUUCGCAAUGACUCUUUUCAGUGCCAAGGGUAGUGAUGGUCAAUACUCUGAAAGCCACCAUCUUGCUCAGAUGGUGGCAAUCCUAGGUAAUCCACCUCCCGACUUUCUUGCGGCUUCUAAGAAGUCCGCCGAAUACUGGGACCAGGAUGGGAUAAGUCUCGACAGCUGCGAACAACGUCUUUCAGGUGCAGACAAGAAGAAGUUCCUAACGUUUAUGAGAAAAAUGCUUCGUUGGAAACCAGAAGAUCGUAGUGGUUGGCAGGACAUAUUCUUCGACGAAUGGAUGGUCGCGGACUUGAUCGAAUCUGGCGAGAUAGUGAGGGACGAC
Aureobasidium uvarum is the source of this 1092-nucleotide messenger RNA. Lineage: Eukaryota; Fungi; Ascomycota; Dothideomycetes; Dothideales; Saccotheciaceae. The record is from the annotation of a GenBank genome assembly.